AAUCAACCUUUUAAUCGAAAUAACCCUUCGACCAAAGCAACCAAUCAUCUCCUUCCCAAAACCUUGCUGUCUGUCUCUGGGUCGAAGGUACCCCGGUAACUGCUUACACAAAAACAUUCAAUCUCCAAAGGUCUGAGUCUCGGUCGAUCUCUGAGUUCAAGGUGCAUCAGCUCCACAUGGAAUCUCCAGCACAAAAUGAGUAUGCCUUAUUUGAGCAAAAGGUGAAGCGAGCAGUUUACAUUGACAACAUCUCACCACAGGUAACUGAUGCAGUUCUAAAAACUGCACUCAAUCAGUUUGGGACAGUUGUCAGCAUUCAUUUCAUCCCCAAUUAUGUGGAACCUUCAAAGAUCCCACGGUGUGCAUUGGUUGAGAUGGCAAAACAAAGUGAGGCUGAAGCCAUUAUUUCAGACAUGAACAAUUAUCCUUUCAUGAUGUCUGGGAUGCCAAGGCCUGCACGAGCACGACCUGCAGAGGUGGAGAUGUUUGAUGACCGGCCAAUAAAGCCUGGUAGGAGGAUACAGUGCCGAUGGCUAGACAAAGAGGACCCUGACUUUGAGGUAGCCAAGAAGCUAAAGCAUCUGGUGCGUAAACAUGCUUCAGAAGCUUCUUUCAUGCUCAAGAAUCAACUAGAGGAAGAAGAGAAGCUUGCAAAGCAGCAAGCAGAGGUCCUCAAAACAAAUUACAAGAAGUACGAGAUGAUAGAUAGUGUCCUAGCUGAUGGAGCUGCUCGUCGUUUAGCACGACACUACAAUUUCAAUGUGUCAGAUGAUUGAUAUAUUUUUCUGGUUUAUGAUGGUAAAACUCUCUCUAUCUCAUUCAUCAGUGUCAAACAAAUAGAUUACUGGACUAAGCUGCUUGUUUUGUUCAUAACUAACAUAACUAUAGGUGCUAUACUUGCUAUACUUGCAAAGGACUAUUAGGAAGUAAUUUUGGACAAAAGCAGCCUAUUUUUUCACAGUUUCUAUUUGACUCAAGAAUUGCUCAUGAAGGGGAUCAGAUAUUGUUCUCA
Messenger RNA from Vitis vinifera (wine grape), 1012 nucleotides. RefSeq lists its product as uncharacterized. The transcript is spliced from 3 exons. NCBI's taxonomy places the organism in Eukaryota, Viridiplantae, Streptophyta, Magnoliopsida, Vitales, Vitaceae. The record is from RefSeq and is a predicted model, not a curated record. Gene Ontology annotation, molecular function: RNA binding. The coding region runs from base 177 to 776 and encodes 199 amino acids.